GUUGAUUGUUCAGAUGACAUCGUUUUCCGUAUCUACGCGCUUAUACAUACAUAGGUACACAAUACCUAUUUAAGAUUGUGUACAACAGGAUCAAUAACAUCGAUCCAAGCUACCUAUUUAAAUGCUGGUUACAUUAACCUGUUAUCUAACGAACGAUCUACGAUGCGCCGAUAGCUAUCGCGAGACCUCGAGUUGACAUCAUGUCCUUUACGAAUGCCCCGGUGACGCGCAGUCUUGUCUACGGACUUAUUGGGAUAUCAAUAGGCGUCAGCCUACUUGAUAUCAAGCACUACUUCUAUAUCAUUGUCGACUUACACCUUUGGCAGUUUCACCAGAUAUGGAGGGCUCUCAUUUAUCAGCUCUGCUAUACCAAUUCGACUGAGGUACUAUUUGCUGCCAUGACUCUAUACAACAUGAGAGCAGUUGAGAGGAUGUGGGGGUCCAGGAAAUUUGCUACAUUCGUUUUCAUCACAUCGUUAUUCACCAGCUGGUUGGCCCCCGCAGUUUUGGCUCUCUUUCUAAGGCCACUCACGCUAGGGCUCUUCAACUACCUCCCUGCCGGGCCUACACCUAUAAUCUUUGCGAUCUUAGCCCAGUACCAUGCUAUGGUCCCGCCGAUAUAUAAAUAUAAGAUAGCAACGUCGGCAUCCACUUCAACAGACGAUCAGACACAAGGCAUUACGUUCUCUGACAAGUCAUACCGAUACCUCCUUGCAUUUCAACUAGCUCUCUUUCAGUGGCCUGGAUCUCUCCUCGGUGCGUUGGUCGGAUGGAUGUUGGGCCUCUCGUGGAGGAUGGAAGUUUUACCACGAUCACUAAUACGAUGGCGAUUACCUGGCUGGGUUGUGGGGAUGCGAACACAGAGAAGGAGUCAGGAGUUCGAGGGGUUGCGCAGGAGACUCGAGGGUGAAAACGGAUCUACGGCCGCAACAAGCGGCGCACAGGGCCAAGCGGACGCCGAAGGCGGAAGACGCAGGACCAUGGGCCAGCAAGUUAUAGACCAGUUCCAAGGCGCAUUUUAGACCCAUUGGCAAGCAAAUAAAAAAGUAUUUCGACUUUUACCCAAUCGUUGGUUUUAGGUAGGUCCAACGUGUUCGGCCCCCAGAGGUCAUUCGCAGCAUUGAAUACCUAAAAUAGCAUACUUACACAAGUACAGAGUUGGCGUAUGGUCUAGAUAAAAUGCACCAGUGUCUGGUCAAAUCAACUACCGUCCCUUACACGCUACCGGCCACGAUGUCUCCCUAUUUUGGGGACCCGUGGUUUAUUUAGAAGCUUUGCAAAGAGCCAACCCAACAGUCGGCGCCGUAUUUCGAAAAUUAUGGCACUGCAGCAGCCAUCCACGUGUGCAGCAAAGGCAUUGCUGGCAAGCAUAGCCCUAGCUAGGGUUUAACUAUCUACGAGAUGGAAGUGGCGCAAAAGUAAUUAUAUACGUAUAUAAUACCUAGUAAUAAAAAUAAAGCCGUAUCACGCUGAAGUAUAAAGAA
Molecule: messenger RNA, 1484 nt
Organism: Daldinia vernicosa
Lineage: Eukaryota; Fungi; Ascomycota; Sordariomycetes; Xylariales; Hypoxylaceae
Exons: 2
Coding region: 201-1022 (273 amino acids)
Biological process (GO): retrograde vesicle-mediated transport, Golgi to endoplasmic reticulum
Cellular component (GO): membrane
Molecular function (GO): serine-type endopeptidase activity
Source: RefSeq, a predicted model, not a curated record